Anolis sagrei ordinatus is the source of this 1128-nucleotide messenger RNA. NCBI's taxonomy places the organism in Eukaryota, Metazoa, Chordata, Lepidosauria, Squamata, Anolidae. The record is from RefSeq and is a predicted model, not a curated record.
AUGACGUUUCAUAAAUGUCCACUGGCCAAGAUUCUCCUGGAUGGAGGGCUGGACGGAUACAACGGCAUCUUUUUGGAAGACUCUCGGUCUUUUGUUCCUCCUCAGAUGAAGGAGAUCCUGGAGAAGGUCGGCUGCUGCAUUGUGGAGCAGAGCCAGGAGCUGGUCCCGGCAGACAAAAUCCUCUAUGCCCUGAGGGAUGCCACGGCCACCGUGGACAGCGUGCCUCUCGCCACCAGUUCCAUCCUGGGMAAGAAGGUGGCUGAGAACCUCACUGCUUUGGUGCUGGAUGUGAAGAUUGGGAYUGGCGCCUUCUUCCCAACCCUUGAGAGUGCCCAACAGUUGGCAGAGAGUUUGGUGUCGGUCGGGACCCAGCUGGGAAUAAACACUGUUGCGGUCUUCAGCAAGAUGGACAGCCCUCUUGGGCGUCGGGUGGGCAAUUCCUUGGAGGUGCUUGAGGCCCUGGAGUGCCUGGAUGGAGGGGGGCCCAAGGACGUCCGGGAGCUGGUGACCACGUUAGGAGGAACCUUGUUAUYGCAAUGUGYGAGAGCUCCCUCUGUGUCUCAGGGCUCUGCUCGCAUCGCCAAAGCCUUMGAUGAUGGCUCAGCCCUGGGUGCCUUCCAAGCCAUGCUGGAGGCCCAAGGCGUGGGCUCCAACACAGCUAAGGCCCUCUGCAAUGGAACGGAAGAGCAGAGACUCCAGGUGCUGGGAAGGGCUCGGUUCCAGGUCGCGCUGGUGGCUCCAUGCGAUGGAAUGCCAUGGAUCUGGAUCCAUCAUGACAGCCUUGCAUUAGGUGAUGCCAACCGAAGCACCCUCCAGAGCGCCCUCAUCCUCAGGGACACGGAGCCCUUUGUCCCUGGACCGAAGCGUCCUGGCAGUGAACCUACUAGUGGGUGUGAGAGGAGAAGGAGCGAUGCAGAGUUGGAGGAGGAACAGCGUCAGCUAAAACGCAUUAGGGAUGUUAUCAUGGCGCCCAGUGAGUCUGAGGACUUUGCAAGGUUUGGACCCGAGGACUUGGAGGAACUGGAUUACAGGGGAGUAAAACGUUUUGCCAGUGAGACUGACAGUGAUGAAGAAGUAAUGAGCAAGCGUCUUAAAGACGUAGCUGACAAUUGCAGUUCGGAUGAAUAG